Molecule: messenger RNA, 387 nt
Organism: Pyrenophora tritici-repentis Pt-1C-BFP
Lineage: Eukaryota; Fungi; Ascomycota; Dothideomycetes; Pleosporales; Pleosporaceae
Source: RefSeq, a predicted model, not a curated record
AUGUACACUGCAUUAACGUCCGUCCUUGUACAACGAGAAACCCCGUGUGCCGAAAAUGACCAAUCGGAUCGCAAGGAUCACACACUUCUCUGCGACCCUUGUGAUCCAAUUGGUCAUUUUCGGCACACGGGGUUUUUCGUCAUACAGGGACAGUCUUUACUAGCAGACUCCUACCGCUGGAUCCUUGACAACACCACGUUUAGGCAGUGGCAUAAGGACCAACAAAGCAGACUGCUAUGGGUGAAAGGCGAUCCUGGCAAGGGAAAGACAAUGCUACUAAUGUCCCUCCCUGAGUGCUGGGACACCCGCCGUGCUGGGACAAAUGAGGGGUACUUUGACUUUCAACAGAUCGCUUUCUACGCACAUGUUGAUAGUUGUCAGAUAUGA